UGAACUGUCCAUUACUAAGGAUACGCGCCGAGUUUUCGAAUUUUCCUAAAAUUGCUAACACUAAAACUCAAUGCCUGAGAAGAAUAACAAAAAGUUGUGUUUAUUUUUCUGCCCUGGAAAGAAAAGGAAGAGACUUUUUCACCUGAGACAGCGAUUUCUAGGGUUUUGUUUUUUGGGUUACCGAUUUCUUCUCGAAGCUUCUAGAAGACCUCCCAGUGUGUUGGAGAAGAUGACGCUCUGUGGAAAGUGGGAUUAGAGAUGGUGCUAAAUUCGUCAGAUUUAGGACCUAGCCGCUGUGAUAUUCGAGAUUUACCAGCUCCGAGCAGCACCAAUGAUCAGGGCAAGACCGAACUUGCGAGGAAGAAGAAAGUGAAGAGGAGCAAUACAGAAAUAGAAGCUGAUGCUUCUUCCUCCGACAACUCUUGUUUUGUGGCCCUUGUCACGGCUUCGAAUCUACGCAAAGAUGCUCUGGUGCUUAUACUCUUUAUUGCAUACUGUGGUUUAAUCACUCACUAUACCAAUAUAUAUGCUAGCAAUUGUGGUUCUAAUCACUAACUCAAUGAAAUGCUGUUUCUAAAGUUGCGUACUUGGUUUAGAUCCUAUUGUGGUUCAGUUUGGGAGAGAACUUGUUGAAAUAAAAUCAAAAGGUUAACUACAAUAUGGUUUUGGUUCACUUUGAUCAAACAUCUACUUAGGUAACUGUAUGUAUUUUCUCAAAUUUAUACUCUAACUUUAGUUUGGUUUUCAUUUCGAUUCUGUUUGGUGGUUUGGUUUUCCUUAUUUCAUGUAUCCUUUUGUUGUGGUUUACAUUGGUGUGGUGAGACUAGAGAAAGUGUUUUCUCACGUUUGCUAUACUUAUGUUUAGUUUUGUGUUGAAAAUGCCUGAAUCCUUUUGUUGCAGUAUCUUCCACAAGAUUUAACAAGUUCAGUUGGUCUUGAAAGGAAAUACCGUGAGAUUGUUGUAACAGAUGAAAGGGAAAGAAGAUCAUGGGCGUUGGAUCUGAGGUUCAACAAAUCAUCUGAUACUUUCUACAUAAGCCGAGGUUGGAGGAGUUUCUGUGAUGAAAACGGUAAAAAGCCAGGAGGUGUCUUUGUUUUCAAACUAGUUGGAAACAGGGAAACUCCGGUGCUUAGUUUCUGUUCCACUGAAUCUAUCAACGAUGGAACACAAGGACAUAAGAACAACAAAUACAAUUGUAUGGAGCUGAAGAGCAAGAAGAAGCGUAUGAGAUGUAGAGAUUCAACUUCACCAAGCCAAAACCGGUUUAUGACAUUAACACUUACUCAUGACAACCUCAUAAAAAGUAGACGGCAACUUCCUUUGCCAUUUAUGAGAGAAAAUGGCUUGGUCAAACCUGGGAUUAUAAAUUUGUUGGGUAAAGAUGGUACAAAGUGGGAGGUAAAUCUUCGACGGGAAGCCAACGGAACCAUGUAUUUGGGAAAAGGCUGGAAAGAUUUCACUAUAGCUAACGGCUUAAAGACCGGCGAAUCUUUCACGUUGGAGGCAGUUUUGGAGAAUGGAACUCGUAUGCUCAGUUUGGUCAGUACACAGUCCACAAGUGAUAGAAACCAGCAAGGAGAGUGUUUAAAAGAUAGCGAGAAAGAGUCAAAUUCUACAGAACCUAGCAGUGGAAAAAGGAAAGCCAUGAUAAACAGAGGCGUGAGAAGAAAGUCAUUUCCAGCAAGCCAAAACCGGUGUGUGACAUUAAAACUUACUCAUGACAACCUCAUCAAAAGUAGACGGUAUCUUCCGUUGUCAUUCACAAGAGAUAAUGGCUUGGACAAACCUGGGAUGAUUUUUCUGUUGGGCAAAACUGGUAGAAAGUGGGAGGCAAAUCUUCUAAGGGAAGCCUCAGGAAGAAUUGUUUUGACGGGAAAGGGCUGGAAAGAGUUCGCCAUGGCAAACGGCUUAAAAAGCGGUGAAUUGUUCACGUUGGAGGCAAUUUUGGAGAAGGGAACUCCUAUGCUCAGUUUGGUCAAUACACAGUCCACAAAUUAUAGAAGCCAACAAGGAGAAUGUUCAAGAGAUAGCGAGAAGGAGUCGUCGAUUUGUGCUGAACCUAGUAGAGGAAACAAGAAGUGGAAAGCUACUAACAACAGAAAGGAGAGGAGAGACUCGUCGUCAGCAAUCCAAAAUCGAUAUGUGACAUUAACACUCACACCAGAAGAUGUCAGAGCCUGUACACUAAUUCUUCCGAGUCAAUUCAUGAAAGCUAAUGGCAUCAACAAGCUUGGGAAGAAAACUUUGUUGGGUCAAAACAGAAAGAAGUGGUUUGCAUAUCUACUGUCAAAAAGUGGAUUUGUGGCACUGGGAUCUGGUUGGAAAGGUUUCUGUGAAGCUAAUGGCGUUAAGACAGGAGAAUCAUUCAAUUUGGAAUAUAUUGAUGAACAAGACACAACUCCUGUGUUUAAGUUCUGUUCCAACUCCGUAGAGUAUGUAAAGUUCACAAGCCUUCCUUAAAAACUAAAGGCCUUUUUGUUAGUUAAGUUUAAAUUAUUAUGAUUAUGAACUUGCUAUUUUGAAUGAACCAUCUUUAAAGAGUUUCUCUUAGAAUAUAAUGACAACUUAUUGUGGAUUGAAAUAAGGUUAACAGAGUU
This is a messenger RNA of Arabidopsis thaliana (thale cress), 2598 nucleotides long. Its product is annotated as transcriptional factor B3 family protein. NCBI's taxonomy places the organism in Eukaryota, Viridiplantae, Streptophyta, Magnoliopsida, Brassicales, Brassicaceae. Gene Ontology annotation, molecular function: DNA binding. The coding region runs from base 1199 to 2461 and encodes 420 amino acids. Gene Ontology annotation, cellular component: nucleus. The record is from RefSeq and is marked reviewed. The transcript is spliced from 5 exons.